UGCUGUGAACAUCUGGGCACCCAGCAGGGGAAGGGCACUUUGCAGAGGGGCAGAGAGGAAGGCAAGGGAGGUCGAGUUUGGAGAAGGGCCAUGUCCAGUCCGAAGAUGCUUCCACUUCUGCUCUUACUCCAAAUGCAGCUUUCCAAGGCCUUGCCAGUAUCUUCUCAACUCAAAGAAGAGAAAAAUAUGAAAGUUGUUCAGAAUUACCUAGAAAAGUUCUACCAAUUACCAAAGGUCAGAGAUCAGACUGCAAAGAACAGCGCCAGUGUGGUUGUUGAAAAGCUUAAAGAAAUGCAGCGAUUCUUCCGGUUGAACGUGACGGGGAAGCCCGAUGAGGAAACUCUGGAGAUGAUGCAGAAGGCUCGCUGUGGAGUGCCUGACACGGGUGAUUUUAUGUUAACCCCAGGAUCCCCCAGGUGGAAACACACUGACCUGACCUACAGGAUUAUUAACUAUACCCCACAACUGUCAGAGGCUGAUGUCGAAGCAGCUAUUAAGAAAGCCUUUCAAGUCUGGAGUGACGCGUCACCCCUGAGCUUCACCCAGACCUCACAGGAUGAUGUAGACAUCAAUAUUGCUUUUGUCCAAAGAGUUCAUGGUGACAAUUCUCCAUUUGAUGGACCCAAUGGAAUCCUUGCUCAUGCCUUUCAGCCAGGCCAAGAUAUUGGAGGAGAUGCUCAUUUUGAUGCAGAAGAAACAUGGACUAAAACCUCUGAAAAUUACAACUUGUUUCUUGUCGCUGCCCAUGAAUUUGGCCAUUCUUUGGGGCUCUCUCACUCCUCUGACCCUGGUGCCCUGAUGUAUCCCAACUAUGCUUUCAAUGAACCCAGCACCUACUCACUCCCUCAAGAUGACAUCAAUGGCAUUCAGGCCAUUUAUGGACCUUCAGACAACCCUAUCCAACCAACGGGACCAAGCACACCCACAGCCUGUGAUCCAACUCUGACAUUUGAUGCUAUCACCACACUCCGUGGAGAAAUAAUUUUCUUUAAAGACAAAUACUUCUGGAGAAGGCAUCCUCAGCUACGAAGAAUCGAUUUGAAUUUUAUUUCUCUGUUCUGGCCAUCCCUGCCAAGUGGUAUACAGGCUGCUUAUGAGGAAUAUGACAGGGACCUAGUUUUCCUAUUUAAAGGCAACCGGUACUGGGCUCUAAAUGGCUAUGACAUUCAGCAAGGUUAUCCCAAGGAUAUAUCAAACUACGGCUUCCCCAGCAGUGUUCAAGCAAUUGAUGCAGCUGUUUCCUACAGGACAAAAACAUACUUCUUUGUGAACAACCAGUUCUGGAGAUAUGAUAACCAAAGACAAUCCAUGGAACCAGGUUACCCCAAAAGCAUAGCAAGUACCUUUCAAGGAAUAAUAAGUAGAGUUGAUGCAGUUUUUCAGCAGGAUGACUACUUCCUUUUCUUCAGUGGACCAAGAUAUUAUGCAUUUAAUCUUAAUGAUCGUAGAGUCACUAGAGUUGACAGAAGCAAUAGAUGGCUUAAUUGUAGAUAAAGCAGAAGCAAAAUCAAAUGUGUUUGUAUCCAUUUUCUGAAUCUGAAAGGGAAGUCUAAUUUGCAUAUCCAUAACAUGUGUCCUAUUUAUACUUUUCUCAAGAGUAAAUAACACUGUGUGCUAUUACUGUAUUCACUGAACCUGUCCUCAGUGAAAAUACAUUUGGUGUAGUCCACAGUUUGCAGAGUCUGACUUAGUUAUUUUAUAUUCCAUCUCAGGUUAGUGAACCCAUCACAAGAAAAGGAGAUUAAGUCCUCUUUGUCACCCCAAUUUCACUAUUUCAUUAUUUGCUUAUCUGACUUUUAAAAGCUUAUAUAUUCCUAAGUCUCUUUAAACAUGUCUUAAUAUAAUGUUAUGUGCAAUUUUGCACUGGGUUUUGGUUGGAAAGAUUAUGAACAGCUUAGACAGUACCCCUUGCUUCUGUUGAAAAUGUGCUAUUUUCCACUCUUGAAAAGAAAUAUUGUUGAUACAUGUGGAUUGAAUUGUGUCCCCCCAAAGACAUGUUUAAGUCCAAACAGGUAUCUAUGAAUGCACCUUAUUUGGAACUAGAGUCUUUGCAGAUGUAAUUAGUUAAGAUGAGUUUAUACUGGACUAGGUGUCUUUAUGAGAGGAGGAGGAGAGACAGGCGAAGGCCAUGUGAAGAUAAAGAUGAGAUUGGAGCGAUGCAUCUACAUGCCAAGGACUUCCAGAAACCACCAGAAGUUAGAAAGAGGCAGGGUAGGAUCCUCCCUAGAGCCUCCCUAGAAAGGUCAGAGAGAAGAACAUGACCUUUCCGACACCUUGAUUUUAGACCUCUAGCCUGCAGAACUAUGAUAGAAUAAACUUCUGUUGUUUUAAGCUACCAAGUUUUGGUACUUUGUUAUGGCAGCCUUAGAAAGCUCAUACAGUAUAUCUGCACUUAAGAAAAUGAGUCAACCCAGAAUGACAAAUUUGAACCCCCAGAAAGGACUAUUGGCAUCUUUGGGGGUGUGGCAGGUGGCAGCAAAAAAGGAGAGGUAUCAUUUUAUCUCCUGCUUCCUCCUCACUUUCUCCUUCUAGAGUUGAAGCAAGUGGGCUCAGGGAGAUUGUAUUUCUUUAUUUCCUUUUUUCCUGGGAUACUCAGGAGGACACCCUCUAUGCAUAACUGGGGUUUCUUGGGCACAAAAUGCAAUAAAUCUCAAUAAAUUUAGCUUAGAUGCAUGAAUUUGCUAAUGGCUCUUUUCUGUUAAGAACUUUAAGACUUGUAAGACUGUAAUGUCUAGUCCAGACCUCAACAGCAUGUCAUAUUUGCAGUUGAU
Molecule: messenger RNA, 2771 nt
Organism: Molossus molossus (Pallas's mastiff bat)
Lineage: Eukaryota; Metazoa; Chordata; Mammalia; Chiroptera; Molossidae
Gene: MMP8
Product: matrix metallopeptidase 8
Exons: 10
Coding region: 91-1494 (467 amino acids)
Biological process (GO): extracellular matrix organization; collagen catabolic process; proteolysis
Cellular component (GO): extracellular matrix
Molecular function (GO): zinc ion binding; metalloendopeptidase activity
Source: RefSeq, a predicted model, not a curated record